Molecule: messenger RNA, 708 nt
Organism: Penicilliopsis zonata CBS 506.65
Lineage: Eukaryota; Fungi; Ascomycota; Eurotiomycetes; Eurotiales; Aspergillaceae
Exons: 2
Coding region: 1-708 (235 amino acids)
Biological process (GO): DNA recombination
Source: RefSeq, a predicted model, not a curated record
AUGACUGGAGAACAGAGCAGCAAGCGCCGGCGUCUCGACCACGCGGCCUCUGCACUGUCCAAGCCGUUCAAGUCCCCUCUACGCAGAGUCAUCCAGCAAGCGGAGCCAGCCAUUGACACUCCCUCCAAGCCAAUUGAAGCUUGUCUACCUACAACUCCUAAACACAACAGAUUAGUUCGGUCUACUAAACCUUCUUCUUCUUCUUCAUCUCUCUUAUCCACAGAUCCAGUGCUGGUCUCCCUGCAGAAACAAGAAAGGAUCCUAAGGGCGCGUCUCGCCACGCUACGCUCCACCCUUGAGACAGCCCAGCAAGCUACAAAACUGGAAUGUAGCACACGCGACGACGAGCUCGAAUCGCUGAUCCAGAAAUGGCGGGCCGUGAGCCAGGAUGCCGCGGAGGAAGUCUUCGAUAGUGCCCGGGAGCGGGUGAUGCAGAUGGGCGGGAUGAAAGGGUGGAGAGAGCGUGGAGCGGGUGGGAAUAGUAGGUCAGGGUCUAGUUCGUGGUGGGAUACCGAUACCUCGUCUGGAUGGUUUGAUGGUGAGGGGUUGGAGGGGGCAGAGCGGAUGGAGCAGAAAGAGGAGAGCAAAGAGGGCAAAGAAACUGAAGAGGACUUCACCAUGGAAACGAUGUUGAAGAUGCUCAAUAUCGAUUUCAAGACGGUAGGAUUUGACCCAGUUACUCAGGCGUGGGUCAAGGGUGAUCUGUGA